Molecule: messenger RNA, 820 nt
Organism: Rubroshorea leprosula
Lineage: Eukaryota; Viridiplantae; Streptophyta; Magnoliopsida; Malvales; Dipterocarpaceae
Source: the annotation of a GenBank genome assembly
CAACCUCACUCUGUCCGUCUGAGAGCACGUUCAAUUUCUUAUCGUCUUUCUUGCUCAAAUUCACUUUCCACUUUCUUCAAACGCUCAGGAUCAGAGGUCCCAAACUCAAAGUUGAAGAAUUUGGACUAUCGCCGGAGCGAUGAACGUCAGUCGUCCAAUGGUACAUCCAGUGGAAGCUCCGCCUUCCACGGAGGCGGCCCAUAACAGACCCAGAGUCAGGAUGAAGGACAUGCAGGGCAUGCCUGGGACUCCCGGUGGCCUGAUUCUCCGCCUCUCUCAGUUCCUUUUCGCUGUCAUCUCUCUUUCUGUCAUGGCCACCACCAGUGAUUUCCGCUCUGCCACUGCUUUUUGCUAUCUUGUUCUUGCUGCUGGCUUGCAAAGUUUCUGGAGCCUGUCCCUGGCAUUGCUUGAUGUCUACGCUCUCCUGGUGAAACGAAGUCUACGGAACCACUUAGUAAUCAGUUUCUUCACCAUUGGUGAUGGGAUUACGUCCACCCUCACAUUUGCUGCUGCCUGUGCAUCAGCUGGUAUCACAGUUUUGAUUGGCAGUGAUCUCAACAAAUGUGCUCUGAACCACUGCACUAGAUUUGAGACCGCCACAGCAAUGGCCUUUAUCAGCUGGUUUGCCGUGUCUCCAUCCUUUCUAUUGAAUUUCUGGUCAUUAGCAGCCCCCUAAGUGAGUACAAGUGAAAGUGUUUGUGCUUUUAUUGUGCAGCUCCAACUUCUCUUAAAAGUUGAUUGAAGAAACAUUGUAUAUAUCUAAAUUUUGCUAGUUAUGUGAUUUAUUUUACUCCUGUUUUAAUAAAGAUACACGACAUAC